GCGGGUAAAACUAAUUCGUCACUCAUCCAAGUUUCUAUCAAAGAUGUUUCUACUAGGAAUAUUGUGUGCCCUUUUCAUCACUGUCUCAGCAGAUUCUUGUUAUAGUAAAGUUGAAGAAACUUGUAAAUCUGCACUUCCUGCAAAUAAAAACUCAUUGUUCCCGAAUUGUAAUGCCACAUUUGGGAGUAUCAAGGAAUUACAGGCCGAUCUUCAAGCAUACGCAAAUGCUCAUAUUGAAUCUAGCUAUGAAUUAUUAUUAAUGUCAACUCAGUUUGGAAAUUAUGAAUCAAAUCGAGAUGGCUUUAAAGCAUUAUAUCGUAAACUUUCAGAUAAAACAUGGGAAGAUGCUAUUAAUAUAAUAAAAUUCAUUACCAAAAGGGGUGGUAGAAUGAAUUUCAAUCAAUUGCCACGAUAUAAGAAAAAUGGGAAGGAGAGUAAAAUAUUACAGUUUAAUGAAAUUAAUAGUUUAGCUAAAGCACUUGAUAUUGAAAAACAACUUGCAGAAGAAGCUUUAAAUAUUCAUUCAAAAGCACAACAUCACACCAAGCAAGAUCCAUCUAUAGCUCAUUAUGUAGAAGAACAAUUUAUGGAACAACAGGCUGAUUGUGUGCGUCAAUUAGCUGGACAUAUAAAUGAUUUGAAAAAACUGUUAUUGACAGAUCAUGAUGCUUCUAUUUCUGUAUUCUUAUUUGAUGAAUAUCUUAAGAAAACUGUGUAAAUCUUCAUAAAUCAACAAAUUCUAUAAAUCAUUAUAAAUAAUGCACUUAUUGAUAUUUGUGUCUCUCCUAUUCAGUUUUUAUUUCUUUUACGAUUUGUAAUAUAUAAAAUUAGGAAGAAUAAAUAUCCAAAAAUA
Molecule: messenger RNA, 853 nt
Organism: Vespula vulgaris
Lineage: Eukaryota; Metazoa; Arthropoda; Insecta; Hymenoptera; Vespidae
Gene: Fer2LCH
Product: ferritin-2 heavy chain
Exons: 4
Coding region: 44-718 (224 amino acids)
Biological process (GO): iron ion transport; intracellular iron ion homeostasis
Cellular component (GO): cytoplasm
Molecular function (GO): ferrous iron binding; ferric iron binding
Source: RefSeq, a predicted model, not a curated record